Molecule: messenger RNA, 509 nt
Organism: Microcebus murinus (gray mouse lemur)
Lineage: Eukaryota; Metazoa; Chordata; Mammalia; Primates; Cheirogaleidae
Gene: GAGE10
Product: G antigen 10
Source: RefSeq, a predicted model, not a curated record
CUUGCGCACCUCGUGGUGAACGCCGGGGAGCUGAGUGGGUGCAGUUAGCGUCUCUCCAGUCUGAAUUCUUUUCACCAACCGAGACUCAGUGGUGUGAACUAUGAGUCACCGAGGAAGAUCAACUUACAGGCCUAGAGGAAGAAGAAGUGAAGAAGAAUUUUCUCAGCAGGCCCAGCAGGCUGGUGAUGAACGCCGUGGUCAAGAUGAGCCACCAGCUGGAAACCAGGAUGUUAAUCCUGAUCAGGAGAUAAAUGAGGGAGCACCUGCAGUUCAAGGGCCUGACCUGGAAAUUGAUGUCCAGGAACUAGAUGAGCCAAAGACUGGGCGUGAGCGUGGAGAUGGUCCUGAUGUCCAGGGGAAAAGUCUACUGAAUCCAGAGCAUAUUAAACAGCCCGAAGCAGGUGAAGGGCAAUCGUAGACUUAAAAGAAGACAAACUGAAAUGAUGCAGGCAAUUCUUAUAUUCAACAUUUGACUGUUAAAAUUUACUCAAUAAAGUUUCACCGUUUUC